This is a messenger RNA of Hydractinia symbiolongicarpus, 5093 nucleotides long. Its product is annotated as protein pitchfork-like. The coding region runs from base 177 to 923 and encodes 248 amino acids. Gene Ontology annotation, cellular component: ciliary basal body. Gene Ontology annotation, biological process: regulation of cell projection organization. Gene Ontology annotation, molecular function: cytoskeletal protein binding. The transcript is spliced from 8 exons. Lineage: Eukaryota; Metazoa; Cnidaria; Hydrozoa; Anthoathecata; Hydractiniidae. The record is from RefSeq and is a predicted model, not a curated record.
UAAAAAUUUGUCCCUACAAACGCUUCGCUAGUGCCCAAACCUGCGCGGUAUGAAACUCCAAAAAGUGAAUCGUUAGCAACGUAUAUAUUUUGCAAACAGGGUGUAGCCAGUUGCGCGAGGGCUUGAUCAUUUAGAAGGCACCUUUUCUGGGACUGUUGUUGACAGACGAAGCAAACAUGUCAUUAGACAUUACUGAACACAUGAAAGUCUUCUUAUUAAGCAACAAGAAAGAGUCUAAAGUAGCUUUUGGCACAACUCUAAAUAGAGAGUUGCUACCUUUAAAGACUCCUCACACCCGAGCAGGAAAUGAACUUGGACUUCGCGGUAUUCCAAAUCUUGCCCCUGGUUCAUAUAACAAUGCCGAAGUGAGCUCGUUUGUUCAUGUUUUGAAUCAGAAGCCCAUGUGCAAAAAAGGAUAUGCAUUAGGAGCAAGAACAGCACCGCGAUUUCAGAGAGGAUUUGAUGCUGAAGUUCCUGGUCCACCAGCCUAUCAAAGAAUAAUCAGCAAACCAAAAGAGUUCUCCCAAGCAGUUAAACCCUUUCAAUGUGGUUUAACAAGAUUUCCAAAGUUAAAACACGAAACUAUGCCUGGACCUGGUACAUAUGAACAUGGAGUUGGAAGAAACAGAAAAGUUCAAUUUCAUGGAUCAUUUGGUGGCCCUCAAACAUUACGAGCGUCCAUCAAAACUAUUUGUAUUGAUGACGAAAUUAAAACUUGUUUCGCAUGUUCGAUUCCACCUGUUGGUGACUUCUACAUCAACAACAAAAAAAAUACGCUUUGUCGAUUGUGUUAUAAAGAUUUGGAGCAGUCAGAAAAAGACCAAAGAUUACUAAGCAAGUUCAUUAAAGUUCGUGAUUGCGCGGAUAUUCAUUCUCAUCAAGAAACCAAUGCCAAACUGCGAUACAUGCGUGCAAUUAUAUAAAAAAAGACUUUUAUAACAGAUGAUAACCCUGUCUUAAAGUAUGCUAUCUCUAACUUGCGUAAUGGUACCUACGAGACCUUUACCAAAUGGGGACGGUGAAGUAAAAAAAGCAAGGAAGGUUUUUUAGGUAAAUCAAGUGUAUAAAUUAUCUCAUAAAGCAAAGUAGACAACUGGAAGAUUAAUUAAGCUUGGUAAAAGUUGUAAACAAAGAAUUAGCGAUGACCAUGGUAUCACUGAGAAAAAUGGGAUAAGGAUGAACAGAAGGUGAGUCUGGAAGACAACACAAAAGAGAAAGAAAAACAGGGAAUAUGUCAUUGGUAUGCUAAAAACGGCAAGUGCAUUUGUGGUUUUUAGUGCAAAUUUAGACAUGCGGAAAGUAGAGAAAUAACAAAUAACAAUUAAAGAAAAUCAUUGUAGUUGGUUUAUGAAAGGAAGGUGUAGUUUUGGAGAAAGAUGUAGAUACCAACACAGAAUAUGUAAAUUUGAAGAAAGAUGCAGGUUUGAUAAAAAGUGUAAUUAUAAACGUCGGCUAAAAAAAGAAUAAAAGUAUUUAAAGAAGACUGGAAAUAAAAAAAUGCAAGAAACAAAGGUGAGAGAGAAACAGAAAAGGAAACAACUCAAACAGAAGACCAAAAAGAGCAUAUUGAGAAAAUGAAAAAAAUUAACAGCAAGAUAGAUUUUUCUGGUCGAAACUUGAAUGUUUUAAUAAGCACAAUUCAACAGCAAGAGAGGCAGUCUCAUUACAUUGCUCAAAAUCCUUACUACCCAAGUCAAUUACAAAAUUACGUAAACUACCAAAUGCAAAAACAUUAGGAAGUAGCCCAAACAGCAAAUCAACUAUGAAGAAACGAAGUUCAAUGAAAAUCGAAAACAAAGUGAUAGAAUGUAAAAUAAUGUAUAGUAAUAUCAGAGGAUUAAACAAAUGUAUUAAAAAAAAAAUGUAUGUGAGGAGUAGCCGUUUAUCAUUGGAAUAGUAGAAAGCCACUUAAAUAAGAACGGGAAAAAUGGAACAUAACUCAGAAAUAUUGUGGUGGAAUGUGCAAGAUACACAGGAAAUGAAGAGUUAGUAUGGGUUGUACAACAAUGGAAAAGUUAUUAUUUGUGUAGGACUAAUUUACGCACCUCAACAAUCACGUACAAAGAAAAAUCAACUAAAAAAAAAGUAUAAGAGAUUAUUGGAACAAAUAGGGAUUGCAGAAAAAAAACUAUCAAAAAUAAUUUAUACUGGGUAAUUUUAAUUGUAACGUUGGUAAUGCAAUUGAUGUAAUUGUAACAAUAUCAGGACGAAUGUUAAUCGAACUAACAAGGGAGUUUAAUAGGAUCAAACAAAUGUCAAGGAGUGUGGAUAAGAAAUGAUAUGAAGUCAGUGAUCGAAUACAUGAUUGUAAAGAAAGAAGAUUUAAGUGCGAUAGAGUAUGUGGCAAUAGAUUAAAAGAGAAACUAUGGUUUAUAUAGAGAAGCAAAGAAGAAUGAAGUCAUGACAAAGGUAUAUUCAGACGGUUUAAGUGGUAGUAGAUACACCAGCAGGUGCCACUGAUAAAUUUAUGUUGGAAACAUAGUAAGGCAGGGAACAAUAUACGGGCCAAGGAUUUGUCUUGUAUCGAUUAACACAAUCAACACGAUAGAAGUAUAAUAUGCUAUGUUUUUACGUAACCUAUAAAUAGGCCGCCACAUAUUUGUAGACGAUAUAAUGCGUGCAGAAAGUAAAAGGAAAGUGGAAUCAACGAUAUGAAAUAUGAGAAUGCUGGAGGACCUGAAAGAACCUACAUUUAAUGUGCAAAAAACGAAGUAUAUGGUAAUUGACGGGAGAGGACAGAAAAAAGAAGAGGAUAUAAAAGAAGAAAUAAAUAAUAGAAAAUUGACAGAACAGAAGAAUAUGGUGACUUUAGUACGCAAAUAGAACAACCAAAAGGAAAGGUCGGUCGGAUGGUAAACACAAUGCUAUACUAAAAGAAUGUUGACAGAAUUGGUCCAAAAGCCUGCAAUAUUGUAUUGUACUGAAGCAUAGACCAACUGUAAAAAGAAGGAAAUAGAUGAGCUGGAAAAGAAAAAAGGUGCACUAGAAAUGAAGAAAAGUAACCAAAUCUUGGAGUACUAAUAGAGACUGGAUACUGGACAAAAACAGUUGAUUGAAGAAAGAAAAUAAUUGCUAUUGCAAGAAAUAGUAACAGAUGAAAACAGAUUGAUAAGGAGAUAAUAGAGGAGAACUUGAGGAGUAACUAACAGGAGACGUGGAUAAUGGAAGUAAUGGAUAAAAUGGAAGAACAAAAUUAUAUAAUGGAUAUAAUGGAAGAAGAUAAUUAAGGAAAGGAUGGUAAAUGUAUUAUCCAGUAAAAUAGAAAAAGCUACCAAGCAAAAAAAAGAAACUAAGAUUUAUAUUGGGCGAUGAAUAUGAAAGGAAGAAGUUUGUUGAGGAAUAAACAACAGUCGAAACAAACUAUAACCUCUUAUAAUAAUACAUAGACUGUGUCUGUUUGUAACAGGCAAAGUGGAUAUCGUCAUUUUCCUUUGAUGUCGCCGAAAAACUUAAGUCUAAUAUGUUAAAUUUUCUGACUUUACGGCGCGACGUCAAUAACACUACUUUAACGUCAAUAGCCUACAUUAAAUUAAUGAAGCCAUUGCAGUGCACCAAAACUAAGAGGCCAAAUAACUUGGAAACGAGUUGGUGACGUCAAUGUUUUUUCACCGCGUGGGUAACUAGGGACCACCUGGGACCAAUUUGGUAAUUUUCCAAACCUGGGUCCCCAAAUCCGUUUCAGAAUGAUCGUGUUUAUGUAGUCAUCAAAAAACCUUUAAACCACAAUAUUUCCGUAACCGUUGGUCAAAAGUACAUGAUCCUAUAUCUUUUCUUAAUUAGCAUUUCAAGAGCUAUAACAUGAAGGCAACGGGUAUACAAAUUUCGAAAAAAUGAUUUUUUGUACUUUUAUUUGGGACUUUACUGACAUCAGCAAAAUUGUUAAACCCGUAAAUCUCAUUAACCAUUCAUCAAAAGCACGUGAUUACAUACAUUUUCUUGAUCAGCGCUUUAAGGUCUACACAAUAAAAGCAACGUAAAAACAAGGUUCUAAUUUUUUUUGCAGAUGGGUUGCUGACGUCAUCAAAAUUCAUAUGACGCUUAUUUUUCAAUUUUAUCCUGCUUCAGUGGAUUUUUCCACGGGCUUUAUCGACUAGUCUUAUAUAAUGAUACGGAGUGUAUGUGACGGUCAUAGUGGAUAUCGUCAUUUUCCUUUGAUGUCACCGAAAUUUUCUUUGAAGUCGCCGAAAAAAGUAUGUAUCAAAUGUUAAAUUCUAUGACGUUACGGCGCGACGUCAAUAACAGUACUUUAAAGUCAAUAUCCUAUAUUAAAUUAAUGAAGCCAUUACAGUGCACUUAAAAUUUUAAAGACAAAUAACUUGGAAACGAGGUAGUGACGUCAAUGAUUUUUCACCGCGUGGGUAACUAGGGACCACGUAGGACCAAUUUGGGUAAGUUUCCCAAACCUAGGUACCCAAAUCUGUUUCGGAAUGAACGGGUUGAUGACGUCAUCAAAAAUCAUUUUAACCACCAUAUCUCCGUAACCGUUUGUCAAACGUACAUGAUCCUAUACAUUUUCUUAAUCAGCGUUUAAAGACCUGUACGUUGAAGGCAACAGGUAUACAAUUUUCUCAAAAAUAAUUUUGUGUGUUUUCGCGGGUCUUUGGUGACGUCAGCAAAAUUUUGAAACCCUUAUAUCUCAUUAACCGCUCAUCAAAAGCACAUGAUCAUAUACAUUUUCUUGAUCAGCGUUUUAAGCUCUGCACAGUACAGGCAACGAACGAACUAAAUUUCGCCAAAAAUUUUUUUAAUUGCACUGCUGACGUCAGCAAAAAAUCUAAAACCACCUAUUUUUCCAUUGUCCUUCUGCCUAAGUGGAUUUCUCCACGGGCCUUAUCGACUAGUCUAUAUAAUAAUACACCAGUUCUGUCUGUCUGUGACUUUUGCAAAGUGGAUUAUAUUCUUUACAAUUUUCUUUAAGAAUUUCUAUAAAACAUCGUCUAUAAAAUUGUUCUGUAAUUUACCAAACUGUAACGUUAAAUAAAAUUGACGUCAAAGGCAAGUUAAUUAAGAUUAGUGAAGCCAUUACAGUGCAUUUAAAACUUUGAGGCCAAAUAACUUGGAAACGAGGUGGUGACGUCAAUGAUUUUUCACCG